Molecule: messenger RNA, 3495 nt
Organism: Procambarus clarkii (red swamp crayfish)
Lineage: Eukaryota; Metazoa; Arthropoda; Malacostraca; Decapoda; Cambaridae
Source: RefSeq, a predicted model, not a curated record
AUGUGGGUGACUAAGCCUAAGCCUUCUCCCACAGUUCACUCGCUGCCCAACCUGACGGUGCUAAGCUUGAGUGGUUGCAGCAAGAUCACGGACGACGGGGUGGAGCUCAUCGCUGAAAACCUGAGGCGACUACGCUCUCUGGACCUCUCGUGGUGUCCUCGCAUCACUGACGCCGCCCUCGAGUACAUCGCCUGCGACCUCAACCAGCUCGAAGAGCUCACCCUCGACAGAUGCGUGCACAUAACAGACAUCGGAGUGGGCUACAUCUCCACCAUGCUCUCACUCUCCGCGCUCUUCCUCCGGUGGUGUUCGCAGGUCAGAGACUUCGGCGUCCAGCACCUGUGUUCCAUGAGGAAUAUCCAGGUCCUCUCCCUGGCUGGUUGUUCGCUGGUGACGUCAGCAGGCCUGUCCUCGCUGGUCCAGCUGCGCCAUCUGCAGGAGCUGGAGCUGACCAACUGUCCUGGAGCCACGCCAGAACUCCACCACCACCUUCACCUCCACCUCCCCAAGUGCCUCAUUAUUGAGUAGCUACACACACACACACACACACACACGCACGCAAACACACGCAAACACACACACGCACUCACACACUACAGUAUUAGGACUCGCAGUCACAGAAAACGGGUCAAAAAUGUUAAGCAAAGGGUGCACUUAAGCCAAAUUCGUCUCCACCCUUCAAAAGAAAACGGGUUAACACGUCAAGAAAGUAGGUCGUUCUCCCCCCAACCCAUCACACAGGAAACGGGUGUAAAGACAGAUAUUGUUGUCUUGAAUUGGCAGCCAAUCAUUGAAUUACUGGUGUAGUAAUUCGUUAUCAGUGUUGUGAUAAUGUGGAUGAGAGGUACAAUUCGUACAUAAACUUGCCCCCCUGUACCAAUUGUCUAUGUAAACUGAAAACAAAACAUAAAAUAUAUUUGCACAGCAUAGUAAGCCUAAUUUAUAUUUAAAUGUGAUAGAUUUUAUCAUAAAUACAGAAUUGUGUAUAUAUGUACACAGAAAAAACACAUUGUAUGAACAAUGAUAAAUGAAAAGGAUCAGACGCAAAAGUCUGAUAAAGACGGUUGACAAUGAUUUGUAAAUAUAAAUGCUACAACAUUUCAUUUCACAGAAAAAAAAUAAUGCAUGAACCACUCAAAUCUGAGAAGAAGAUAUUCCAUUUUAUGUACUUAUUACCAUUUAUUUGAUUGUAAGAGCAUGUAAGUGUGGAGUGAAGCGGAGGACGCGUCUACAAUAAUCCUACAACAAUCCUACAAUAUCUUGGCUUUUGAAGCAAUUCACUCAAGAACUACUGUACUUGAUGAAUGUCUUUCAGGUACGUAGUUAAGCCAUAAUUCUUCUAGUUACCUAUUUACACAUUCUGUCUUCAGACAAAGUACAAUCGGUAUCAAGUGAUGACUAUUCUAGCCCUCAAAAUUGUCACAGAUACCCAUUAUAAAAACGUUAUCCAAAAUAUCCCUGGUUCUCACACCAGCCACCUGUGUUAUAUGUUCUGAGGUGGGGAUGUUCACCCGGGUGUUCAUCACGCCCAUGUGAAGAACACCCUCAAGAGUUAUUCCUGUGGAUGUCAUCAUGUGUGUGUUUAAAGAAGCGACAAUGAUGAUCUUGUCAUACUUCAUUCUCAUGUUGGGUUUCUCAGCUUCUCUCUCUGGCAAGACUGGCGAGACGAGAUUGCUUCUGGAGUCCACCCGGUUAUUUUUGUUUGGAUUUCUUCAUUAAAAUGCUAAUAUAGUACAGUAUGUUAAAAAAAAUUCUAACUUGAGCAAAAAUAUUGCAAUUUAUAUUUUUGUGGGAAAUUUAUUAAACUGGUGCAAAGAAAUUUUGAUAUUUUUGUCAAUGAUAUUAAGGAAAUUGGCAGAUUAGUGUUUAUUUAAAUACUUUGUUUAUAAAUCAAAAUACUGUAAGUGAUGCUUAACUUUAAGAGUUGAGAGAGAGCAACUAAGAGUUUCUUAAGGUGUGUUGUGUGGUUAUAGAAGACUGUACCUGUUUACUGUGUAGAGUUUGCUCUGGAGAGAAGCAUUUGGGCUAGUCAGUAAAUGUACCUAUCAUGAAUUUUCAGAAUUAAAUGGUAGUUGUAAUGUUGCGCGUUGCGCAUACUGUUUAUGUUAUCAUUCUAAACUGCUGAGAGCACCUGUACUCACACGAUUUAAACCUAAACAUGCAGACACAGCAGAUAGUUCCAACAAUAGUGUUAUGACGGCUCUUGCCGAAUGUAAACAUAGCCCCAAAUUGUUAGUUGUAUAAUGUACAUUAUAUGAUAGCCUGUUAUCAGUAUCGAGAUUCUGCCAUGAAAGCUUCAUCAAUCAUGGGAUGUACAGUUACUGACAUUGAAAUGUUGUUAUGAUCAUGAUAACCAAACCAAAUUAACAACAUCUUUAUUUUUCUCAUCUUGUCAAUACCGUUAUACAAAACUGCAUUACAAAUUAAAAUUAGAAGCGAACACACACACACUUCUCUUUAAGGAGAAGUAAGAGUUCGUUUAUGGCUGGAGUUAAAUAUGCCAGUUGUUUCAACAAAUAAUAUUAGGGAGUGUGUGCAAUAACUGUCAGAAGCUUGCCCUUAAACAAGCUUAUAUGCUUCAUGUUUUACUACAAACUUUUGUAUGGUAUAAAAGUUAAUUUGUUUCAGAUUUCUGCAAAGUAUAUUCUGCUUUGUGAUAGCUUUAAAGUCAUAUUCAAGAAACUUGAGGGAUCCGAAGCUGAACCAUUUUGUGGAAUAUUGCGUCAAGCACAGGAAGCUAUGAUGUGUUAAGUCAUGUUGUGCAACAUUCCACAUUUAUGCCAUUCAUUGUGUGGCUACCAAGUUUGAUGUAGCUUUUUAGUCAGGGUAUUUGUAAUGCAUGUUGCAUUAUUGACCAAUUGUCGCCCAAGGUGACCAUCAACCAUAUUAUUAAAACCCUAUUUUUGAUGGUUAAUGUCCCGAACACUUGGGCGACCAUCAACUAUAUUAUUAAAAACUUUUUGUUGAUGGUUAAUACGCCAACCACGAGUCUCGUUACAUAUUAGAAUAAUAAAACAUAUUUGACGAUCACACACAAAAAAAAAGAGAUCUCAAAAUAAUAAUGUGUUGAUUCUCCAAAUACUCAAAAGAAAUCUGCAUUAUGUUGGGAAAGUUAUGGUUGGGCAUAGGCCAACUGGACUAAAGUUUUUAAUGUAUUUGACUGGACAAUACUGUCAUCUGGGCAAUACUGUUAUCUCUCUCCUCCCAACCUGUUCACAAUACUCACCAUAACUGAGUCAUUUCCAUCCACUUUGUACUAUAAACUAAUCUAUGUUGGUUGACUAAAGCUAUAAUGACACUUGUUAAUUAUGAGAGAAGAGGAGUCACAGAUUGUACCAAAGUGAGAAGACAUAUUAUAUAUCUUGUCACGAGUUCUACCCAGCAGUAGAGCCGAGUCUUAACCCCUGCCGUGUGGCACGGCUUCACCAGUCCAAAUGAUGUAAAUAUUUACCCAUGAUCUACAUGAUUUGUAAUGUUAAUGGAGUGUGAUGCAGU